Messenger RNA from Yarrowia lipolytica CLIB122, 1413 nucleotides. RefSeq lists its product as uncharacterized. Gene Ontology annotation, biological process: cellular response to oxidative stress; cell redox homeostasis; glutathione metabolic process. Gene Ontology annotation, cellular component: mitochondrion; cytosol. The record is from RefSeq and is a predicted model, not a curated record. Gene Ontology annotation, molecular function: flavin adenine dinucleotide binding; glutathione-disulfide reductase (NADPH) activity; NADP binding. NCBI's taxonomy places the organism in Eukaryota, Fungi, Ascomycota, Dipodascomycetes, Dipodascales.
AUGGCUUCUAUCCCCCAUUAUGACUAUCUGGUUAUCGGCGGAGGCUCUGGAGGUGUUGCUUCUGCUCGUCGAGCCGCCUCGUACGGCGCCAAAACACUGCUGAUCGAGGGCAAGGCGCUGGGAGGCACCUGCGUCAACGUGGGCUGUGUGCCCAAAAAGGUCAUGUGGAACGCGUCCGAUCUGGCGGGCCGAAUCCGACAGGCCAAGGAGUACGGCUUCCCCGACGUGGACCCCAAGUACGCCGACAACUUUGACUGGUCCGGAUUCAAGGCCAAGCGAGACGCUUACGUCAAGCGACUCAAUGGAAUCUACGAACGAAACCUCCAGAAGGAGGGCGUCGAGUACGUGUUUGGCUGGGCCACCCUCUACAAGCAGGAGGGCCAGGAGUUCCCCCUGGUACAUGUCAAGAGCGACGACGGCAAUACCAAGCUGUAUUCUGCCAAGAAGAUUAUGAUUGCCACCGGCGGAAAGCCCCGUCUGCCCGACGUGCCUGGAGCCGAGUACGGCAUUGACUCCGACGGCUUCUUUGCUCUCGAGACCCAGCCCAAGCGAGUGGCGGUGGUUGGAGGAGGCUACAUUGGCGUGGAGCUGGCUGGUGUCUUCCACGGACUCAACUCCGAGACCACCCUCUUCUGCCGAGGCCAGACGGUGCUCCGAGCGUUCGACAUCAUGAUCCAGGACACCAUCACCGACUACUACGUCAAGGAGGGCAUCAACGUGCUCAAGGGCUCCGGCGUCAAGAAGAUUGUCAAGAAGGACAAUGGCGAGCUGCUCGUCACCUACGAGCAGGAUGGCGCCGAGAAGGAUAUCACUCUUGACUCACUUAUUUGGACCAUUGGACGAGAGCCUCUCAAGGACACCCUCAACCUCGGCGAGUUUGGCAUCAAGACCAACAAGCGGGGCUACAUUGAGGUCGACGAGUACCAGCGAUCGUCCGUUGACAACAUUUACUCGCUUGGAGACGUUUGCGGCAAGGUCGAGCUAACCCCCAUGGCUAUUGCUGCCGGACGAAAGCUGUCCAACCGGCUGUUUGGUCCCACAGAGUUCAAGAACCAGAAGCAGGACUACACCGAUGUUCCUUCUGCCGUCUUUUCCCACCCCGAGGUUGGCUCCAUCGGUAUCACCGAGGCUGCCGCCAAGGAGCAGUAUGGCGAGGAGAACGUCAAGGUCUACACCUCCAAGUUUGUCGCCAUGUACUACGCCAUGCUCGAGGAGAAGGCUCCCACCGCCUACAAGCUGGUGUGUGCCGGCAAGGACGAGAAGGUUGUUGGUCUGCACAUUGUUGGCGCUGACUCUGCCGAGAUUCUGCAGGGUUUCGGCGUGGCCAUUCGAAUGGGAGCCACCAAGGCCGAUUUCGACAAUGUUGUGGCUAUCCAUCCCACUUCUGCCGAGGAGCUGGUGACCAUGAGAUAG